Astyanax mexicanus (Mexican tetra) is the source of this 4438-nucleotide messenger RNA. RefSeq names its product keratocan (gene kera). Gene Ontology annotation, molecular function: protein binding. The record is from RefSeq and is a predicted model, not a curated record. Bases 86 to 1132 code for a protein of 348 amino acids. The transcript has 3 exons. NCBI's taxonomy places the organism in Eukaryota, Metazoa, Chordata, Actinopteri, Characiformes, Acestrorhamphidae.
GAGCUGAGAUUAAUAGAGGAGCCCAGUGCUGAAGCAUCAUUGCAAAUAUCCAGGCUUUAGGACAACAGGAAGACGAGAACAAAGGAUGAGCUUCUUCAACAUGGAGCUGUUCUUCUCUACACUGGCAGUCCUUCUGCUAGCAGUCUCAGUGAGCCCUCAGGAAAUGGCUUAUGAACACAUGCUCGCCCAGCUGCAGGCCUGUCCCAAAGAGUGCCGCUGUCCUCCAAGCUUCCCCAACGCUGUGUACUGUGAUAACAGGGCACUGAAGCGCAUCCCCAAGAUCCCUCCUUUCACCUGGUACCUGUACUUGCAGAACAACCUCAUUGAUGCUCUCGCAGCGGACAUCUUCAGUAAUGCCACUCAGCUUAAAUGGAUCAACCUCAACCGCAACAAAAUCUCCAACGAAGGCCUGGAGGAAGGAACCUUCAGAGCUCUGUCCAGUCUGGUGCAUCUCUACAUGGAUGACAACCUGUUGACUGCUGUACCUUCUCCUCUACCGCCAAAGCUGGAGCAGCUGCACUUCUCCAGGAACAAGAUCUCAAAGAUCCCACCGGGAGUCUUCAUGGGAUUGGAUCGUCUCACCCUGCUGGACCUGCAGGGAAAUAAACUUCAGGAUGAUGCAGUAACUGAGGUUAACUUUAAAGGUCUUAAUAAUCUAGUUCAGAUCAACCUGGCAAAGAACCAACUGAACAACAUGCCUCCUGCUCUGCCUGCUACCACGACUCAGCUCUACCUGGAUGGAAACAACAUCGAGAAGAUCCCUGCUGAAUAUUUCAAAGGACUCCCGAAGAUCUCUAUCCUGAGGCUGAACCGCAACAAGCUAGUCACCGGAGGCUUCCCAAAUAACAUUUUCAACAUCUCUAGCAUGCUGGACCUGCAGCUUUCCUACAACAAGCUUACAGAGGUUCCAGUUAUUCCUUCUGGACUCGAGCAUCUUCAUCUUGACCACAACAAUAUCAAGAAUGUGAAUGGCUCUGAUAUUUGUCCUGUUCCUGCUGCGAUGCUCGAUGAUUAUUUUGAGGAGAGAGGACCUAAACUCCGCUACCUCCGUCUGGAUGGCAACGAGAUCAAGCCCCCGAUCCCCAGAGAGCUGAUGGUCUGCUUCCGUCUCCUCAGAGCUGUAGUCAUAUAAAUCCAGAACCACAUACUAUUCUAGACUAAAUCGUCCAGAAAAACAAAAACGAGAGAACUGAGAAUAAAAUAACUGAGACCACACAAAUGAUCCAGAGCAGAAAGACAGUAGUGAAUCAUUUCUAGCAACAGCCAAAAUUUGAUGGUAAGUGUUGCGUUCUCGCCCUGUUUCCUGUCUUUUAUGGUCUUUUUUUCGUGUUUAUUUUCUUUUCUCCUCCGUGCCUAGGUAUGCCUGAGUAUUGUUUAACAAUAAAUAAAAAUAAGAGAAUAAUCAAGAAAUAAAGCAAAAUAAGCUAAAAUAACAAGGAAACACUGAGUACACUUAAGCCCUAUCUGGAUGGAAUCAGUUUCUUAAGGGGUCCUGGGGUAAUUUUCUCUUUUAUGGAGGAUCCUCUAUGAUUUUAUUCCCAUCCAGAACCAUCAUGUAUAUAUUUUUCUCAGACGUCCUUUAAGAAAAUUUCCGACUAAAUUAUCUACUGUUUUUCGCUGGGUAUUUUUAGUCCCGUCUGGACACACAUCUCUGAGUUUCUUCUCCUCGCAUUUAAUAAAAUAGCUAUUUGUCCACUAUCACACACCGUAAAUACACUUUGGGUGAGUUUCCUUGGAGAUCCAUGUAAAACAACAGCGAGUGGAAAUGGAGGAGCUACUGAACGCCAUGUUAUGUAAUCGAGAAAGCCUACAAAAAACUCACUGGUCCUGUUUUUUUUAUUGCAGUCCAGAUGCAAGAGUUUUAUCACUAAGUAGAAGUUUGAAAUAUAUAUUUUUUUUACAGACGUCCCCCUGAGAAACUAAUCCCGUCCAGAUAGGGCGCUUUUGACAAAAAAAUCAAAGAGACGUGCAACCAUAUUGACGUUAAACACACUUACAAGAACACAGACACAAAAGGGCUUUAUAUGUAUACGCACAGAAAGAGAUAGAAAACAAGAAACACCUGGGAACCGGUAACAAGGGGGCGGAGCUACAGAUAGUCAGGAAGGGAACACACAGGGCCAUGUGCAGAGGAGCACAUGGGAUAAAAACACACUCAGGCAUGGAGGAUAAAGUUAAAUAAACAUGAAAAAAGAUGAGAAAAGGCAGGAAACAGGGUGAGAGCGUGACAGGAAGAAUGAUAGGAUCUUCUGAUAACUCUUGCACAUGUUCACAGCUGUUCAGAGAUUCGUUUGUAGACAGUUUCUAAUGUGACUAAUGUGCUGUAAAACCGCUGUGCCUUCUUCUUUUAAUUCUAGAUCACAGGUUUGUACAAGGGGAACUGCAAUAUCUGUAGUUUUUAAUUAUUUUAAGUAUCCUUAACAUAAGCAGCAUUGUUAUUUAUUUUUCAUUUAUCCAUUAAAGCAGGUGAUCUGCUCAUAUCAUAUCAGCCACCUUCAGCUGAUUCUUCUUCAGUUCAGCCAUAUCAUGUUGCUGUAUUGGAUGGUGACUUUUUAAUGGAGCCAAGAUUAUGCUGAAAAGCAUUUAAAAAGCAUUUUUUUGCAGGAUAUUUUAUAUGGUAACAAUUUAUGUGGAUGAUCCCUUUUAUGGCCUUGUUGAUGCUCAACUAACAAUUAACUGAAUGUCUAUUAAAUGCAACCUUAAUUAUUAAUCAACACUAAAAUUUAACAUUAACCUAAACUUUAAAUCCAACCCUAAACCCAGUCCUAAAAUGUUAAGAUUAGAGUGUGGGUUGGAGUUGCAUUUAGAGUUACAUUCAAUAGAGAAUCAAUUGCAUUUAAUACACUGAAAAAAAUGAUGAGGAAAAUUUACUUCAACUUUCUGCAUUUGCUUUUUUUAAGUAAAUAUAAUUUCAGAUAAAUUUAAGUAAAUUCAACUCGGUUUCAAGACUUAAAUGUUACACAGAGUAAAUAAGUGAACUGAACUUCAGUCAAUCCUUUCUUUUAGUAAACUUUACUUCAUUUAUUUUACUGAAUCAAUCCUUUCUUUUAGUAAACUUUACUUUAUUUAUUUUUACUGAAUCAAUCCUUUCUUUUAGUAAACUUUACUUCAUUUAUUUUACUGAAUCAAUCCUUUCUUUUAUUAAACUUUACUUCAUUUAUUUUUACUGAAUCAAUCCUUUCUUUUAGUAACUUUACUUCAUUUCUGCAUAAAAGAAUGUAUUACAUGUCAUCCAUGUGUUAAGACAGUGUAAUAUGUGUGUUUUAACUAAAAAAUAAUAAAAUUUCAGGAAUUAUAAUGUAUACUUGAGUAAUAUUGUAUAAAUGAAGUAAUUGUAAUUAGGUAAUACUGUAUGCAUAAAUUAUGUAGCUUACUAAAAGAAAGGAUUGAUUCAGUAAAAAUAAAUGAAGUAAAGUUUACUAAAAGAAAGGAUUGAUUCAGUAAAAAUAAAUGAAGUAAAGUUUACUAAAAGAAAGGAUUGACUGAAGUUCAUCUUUUUAUUUACUCUAUGUAACAUUUUUACGUCUUGAAACUGAGUUGAAGUUACUUACAUUUAUCUGAAAUGUAAUUUACUUUAAAAAAGCAAAUGCAGAAAGUUGCAAAACUUUUUUAAAGUAAAUUUUACGCAUAUUUUUUUUUCAGUGUAGACAUGCAGUUGAAUGUUAGUUGAAUGAGAGUUGAGCGUCAAUGACGCCAUCAAAUGGACCAUCCAAGUAAAAUAUUACCCUUUAUAUGUAUGACUGUGGUUUGCUGGGUCACUGCUUUCACUACAUCAUUGAGAAGUUUUAAAAUAGUUUGUUUUAAGAUAAAAAAAUAAAAACAGCAAACAGCAUGCGUUCGGUUUUUAGGCCAGUGUACGUAUGUCACACAUGCAUCCAGUGGUGGGAACGGGCUGAGCCCUGCUCUGCAUAUAGGAUUUUUUUAAUAGUAUUUCAGUCUUCAGUUUCUAUAACUACAUGCAGUAUAACAUGCAUUAUUACAUGCAUGAUUUUUUUUUUCAUAGCCAACAACAAUAUUUGGAGUUUUUUUUUUGUGAAGCUAUUUUUACAUUAUGCAUCUUUACAUCAUGUUUAUGUUUCAUCUUUCAGAUGCUUUAUUUUUUAUUUUGCUUUCUUUUAGACGCUAGAAAAAGGUGCUUUCUAAAAUGUCUGUUGUGUUUUUGAGAUUAGUAUUGUGCUCGUAACUGUAAUAUUUCAUUGAUCUUUACGUGGAUGUUAACUUGGAAUCGCACAAAUGGAAUAAAUGUCCUCUCUGUUUUGUUGUUUUUACACUGCACACCUACUAAAAGCAAUGUGACACGAAUCCUACUAGUGAAAGAGCAAUGUGACAAAAAUCUGAAAGAGUCUUUUAUUUUAUACACUUUUCAGAUUGUAUUACAUAGUGAGAGUUGAAAUGCAUUGUUUUUUGAUGAUCUUGAUUAAAUGACUAUAAUUCAGCA